AUGAAAGGAGGAAGUCUUUCUGGAAAUGCUUACACUCAACAAGAAGUUGUAGUCAAUUCAACACAAGAGGUUAUGGUUACAUAUGUGAAGAGCCCAAAUAACUUUCAGGUUGUCCUGGAGAAGAUGACUGCAAGUCUGGACUAUGUGAUGGAUCAGCUGCAUGAGUACUAUGAUAAACUGCCACCAGGCUCAAACAAGUUGGUGAAUCCUACUCUUGGUCAGGCUUGUGUUGCCCAGUUCACAGAUGAUAAAGGCUGGUACAGAGCCCUUGUUACAGGUUUGAUGGCUGAUGGGCAAGCAGAGGUUAUGUAUGUUGAUUAUGGUAACAAUGAAUAUACGGAAAAAGAUGCUCUGAAGGAAAUACAACAACAGUUUAUGUCACUUCCUGCACAAGCUGUCCAAUGCCGUCUCUCAGGUGUGUCAUCAUCACAGGGCUUUUGGUCCCCGGAACACAUUGUACAAUUCACAGAAAUGGUUGAGGAACAAUCGUUUAUGGCUACAUUUAAAGCUGAGCUUCAUGAACAGGGACAAACUAUGUAUAAAGUGGAACUUGUUGACAAGAAAGGCAAUAAUAUAAACCAGAAAUUUGGGACAAUGACUGGCACAACCUGUUCUGAGGAAGACAGUGGUCCCUGUUCCAGAUCAGUCUCUGCUGGGAAAUUCGGACAGUCCAUCAAAGUCACGGUUGCAGGAGGCGAGGAAGAUUCUAAUUGGGAAGAUGGUGGAAACUCUGGUUUUGGUGGCAAAGCCAGAUCUUUUGGUUCAGGCAGGCAGCCAAGUGGUGGAUCUAGUGGGUUUGGAUCGAGGUCUAGUGGUUUUGGGAAUAAACAGAGUUCAGGCGGAAGGGACGGUGGCUGGGAUGAUAAUGACACUGGUGGAUCAUCAUCUGGUUUUGGGAGCAAAAAACCAUUUGGAAGUAGUGGUGGAGAUGGAUUUGGGAGCAACGGUGGGGGUGGAAGUGGAUUUGGAAGCAGUGGUAGAGGUGGAGGUAGCUUUGGAAGCAGUGGUGGAGGUGGCUUUGGAAGCAGUAGUGGAGGUGGCUUUGGAAGCAGUAGUGGGGGCAGUGGAUUCGGGAAGUCUAGUGGUUUUGGAUCCAGUGCAGGUGGUGGUGGAAGUAAAGAUUGUUUCAAAUGUGGAGAAUCUGGACACUUCUCGAGAGAAUGCCCAAAUGCUGCAAAAGGUGGUGGCAGAGAUUGUUAUAAAUGUGGAGAGAGUGGACACAUGGCUAGAGAUUGUACUAACCCACCUAAAG
Messenger RNA from Ruditapes philippinarum (Manila clam), 1252 nucleotides. RefSeq names its product keratin, type I cytoskeletal 9-like. The record is from RefSeq and is a predicted model, not a curated record. Gene Ontology annotation, molecular function: nucleic acid binding; zinc ion binding. Lineage: Eukaryota; Metazoa; Mollusca; Bivalvia; Venerida; Veneridae.